Messenger RNA from Malurus melanocephalus (red-backed fairy wren), 8998 nucleotides. It is a transcript of the gene AAK1, whose product is annotated as AP2 associated kinase 1. Gene Ontology annotation, biological process: protein phosphorylation. The transcript has 22 exons. NCBI's taxonomy places the organism in Eukaryota, Metazoa, Chordata, Aves, Passeriformes, Maluridae. The record is from RefSeq and is a predicted model, not a curated record. Bases 356 to 4231 code for a protein of 1291 amino acids. Gene Ontology annotation, molecular function: ATP binding; protein kinase activity.
GUGACGGCCCAUUUCCUGGUCGGAUGGGGCCGGCGGGGGGCGGCGGUGGGGUCGGUCCGUGUCCCUGACGGGCUCGGUGGCCGCCGGUGACGCCGCCAGGCAGCGAUGCGGGCCCCGGGCCCUGCCGGCAGCCGGCCCCCGCCGUGACCCGGUGGGGCUGCGCACGCCGGCCCCGCGGGGCGCAUGGAGGCACUCGCCGCCCUCUGCGAGGUGUGAGUCCCCGGGGGACAGYGCGGCUCGGCCCCGCCAGGCGAGCGGCCCCGGGCCCCCCUCAGCGGCCGCUCAGGGAGCAGGAGGGGCUCGGGACCUGACACCGGCAUCGCCCCCAUCGCCGGCAGCUGCCGCCUCCUGAGACAUGAAGAAGUUUUUCGACUCACGCCGGGAGCAGGGCGGCUCCGGGCCCGGGUCGGGCACCAGCGGCGGCGGCGGCGGCAGCAGCGGCCCGGGCAGCGGCUACAUCGGCCGGGUCUUCAGCAUCGGCCGACACCAGGUCACUGUGGACGAGGUGCUGGCGGAAGGUGGCUUUGCAAUCGUGUUCCUAGUGAGGACAAGCAAUGGGGUGAAAUGUGCCCUGAAGAGGAUGUACGUCAAUAACGAGUACGACCUGCAGGUCUGCAAGAGAGAAAUCCAGAUCAUGMGGGAUCUGUCUGGCCACAAGAACAUUGUGGGGUACAUCGACUCCAGUAUCAACUCUGUCAGCAGCGGGGACGUGUGGGAAGUGCUGAUCCUCAUGGACUUCUGCCGGGGGGGGCAGGUKGUGAACCUGAUGAACCAACGCCUGCAGACUGGCUUCACUGAGAGCGAGGUGCUGCAGAUCUUCUGUGACACCUGCGAGGCCGUGGCCAGGCUGCACCAGUGCAAGACUCCCAUCAUCCACAGGGAUCUCAAGGUUGAAAACAUCCUGCUGCAUGACCGUGGCCACUAUGUCCUGUGUGACUUUGGAAGUGCUACAAACAAAUUCCAGAACCCUCAAACAGAAGGGGUGAAUGCRGUCGAGGAGGAGAUCAAGAAGUACACGACGUUAUCGUACAGAGCACCAGAGAUGGUCAACCUAUACAGUGGCAAACUCAUCACUACAAAAGCAGACAUAUGGGCCCUGGGCUGUUUGCUGUACAAGCUGUGUUACUUCACCUUGCCCUUUGGGGAGAGCCAGGUGGCCAUUUGUGAUGGCAACUUCACCAUUCCAGACAACUCCCGGCACUCCCAGGACAUGCACUGCCUCAUCCGGUAUAUGCUYGAGCCAGACCCUGAUAAGAGACCUGACAUUUAUCAGGUCUCCUACUUUGCGUUCAAACUGGCCAAGAAGGAGUGCCCGGUGCAGAAUGUUCAGAACUCUCCAAUCCCUGCUAAACUCCCAGACCCAGUUAAAGCAAGUGAAGCUGCUGCAAAGAAGAGUCAGCCAAAGGCCAGGCUCACAGACCCCAUCCCCACAACAGAAACGUCCAUAGCACCCCGCCAGAGACCUAAAGCAGGACAGACCCAGCCCAACCCUGGAAUUCUGCCCAUCCAGCCAGCCCUGACGCCCAGGAAGAGAGCCACGGCCCAGGCAGCCAUUCAGCCCCAGGUUGCAGGCCCAGCUGCCCUGGGCAGUGCUCAGCCCUCGGUCCCUGCCAGUGCCCCCCAGCCCAAGGCAGCCCCCCAGCAGCCUGCAGCCCAGCCCCAGGCCAAGCCAGCCCCAGCCCCCCAGGCACAGCCCCAGGUCCCUGCAGCACAGCCCCAGGCCACCCCUCAGCAUCAGCAGCAACUUUUCCUCAAGCAGCAGCUCCUGCAGCAGCAGCAGCAGCAACAACAGCAGCAGCAGGCUGCCUACUUCCAACAGCAGCAGCAGAUGAUGCAGGCACAGCAGUUCCCAGUGAUGCAGCAAGGAGCACCUGCACAGCAGCAGCUGAUGCAGAACUACUACCAGCAGCAGCAGCAGCAGCAGCUGAUGGCCCAGCAGGCAGCCAUGCAGCAGAAGACCACAGCAGCAGCAGCAGCAGCAGCUCAGCAGAAGCAGCAGCCUCCAGUGCAGCCCCAGGCCCAGCCCAGUGCGACACCGCCGGCACAGCCACAGGAGCAGGGGGCACAGGCCCAGGCCCAGGCACAAGCGAGGCAGCAGCAGCCGCAGCAGAAGGCUCAGGGCACAGCCCCAGCACAGGGGCAGAAGCAGGGCUCGCUCACGCCRCCGUCCUCGCCCAAGGCACAGCGCGCCGGGCACCGCCGCAUCCUCAGCGAUGUCACCCACAGCGCCGUGUUCGGAGUGCCCGCCAGCAAAUCCACACAGCUCCUGCAGGCAGCUGCUGCUGAGGCCAGCCUCAACAAAUCCAAGUCUGCUUCCACCACACCCUCGGGCUCGCCAAGGACCUCGCAGCAGAAUGUCUACAACCCUCCCGAUGUCUCCACGUGGAACCCCUUUGAUGAYGACAACUUCUCCAAGCUCACAGCUGAGGAGCUGCUGAACAAGGACUUUGCAAAGCUGGGGGACGGGAAAGCUCCAGAAAAGACGGGCAGUUCCACAGAGAACUUGAUGCCAGGUUUCCAGCCCGCUUCGUCUGCAGCCCAGGCAGAUGCGUUUGGUGGCUCUUCCUUCACUGCUGGGGCAGCUGAAAAAACGAAAGACAUUCUGAGUUUGGACUCUAGCCCUCCUCUUCUGACUGUGCCUGAUCCUUUCAUUCCUCUCCCGUUAUCCGACACUCCAGAAAAACUGAUUGAGGGACUCAAAUCUCCCGAGCCUGCACUCCUGCUCCCUGAGCUGCUGCCUCUCGCUGACCCCUUCGGUAGCACAUCAGACGCUGUGAAUGGAAAAGCUGACGUGGCUGUGGAGAGCCUGAUCCCGGGGCUGGAGGCCCCGCUGCCCCAGCGCCUCGUGUCCCAGAGCGAGUCGGUGGCCUCCAACAGAACAGACUCUCUCACUGGGGAAGACUCUCUACUUGACUGUUCUCUGCUCUCUAACCCUGCUGCUGACCUCGUGGAUGAGUUUGCUCCUGUAGCUUUUGCAGCUCAGCCUCACAAAGAAGAUACUAACCUGAUAUCAGGCUUUGAUGCUCCUGAGGGCUCUGAAAAAGUGACAGAAGAUGAGUUUGACCCAAUUCCAGUGUUGAUAUCCAAAAAUUCACAAGGUYUGCAGAGGGAUCCAGGCCUGUUCCCAGCUGUAGCUCUUGAGCUCCAUGAAGGAGAUUCUGGCAGUGAUGGACUCGCUUUGUACAAGGGUCAGCCUGAGAUGCUGGAUGUGAAAGUGCAGCGCAACUCAGAGUCAGAGUACUUGGCUAGAGAUGGUCCUUCAAGCAACAGCUCCUUCUACAGUAGUGAAGGAGAGGGAACAGACCAGGAGGGAGAUAUUCUGGAUUGCAGCGGGUCCAGGCCUUUACUGAUGGAUUCGGAAGAGGAGGAGGAGACCUGCAAGUUGUGCCCAGGGUUCCUGCAGCCUGCACCCAGGGAGAGGCAUGAGRCCUCCAAAGAACAUCCCCACUCCCAGGCCAGAGCAGGGGAGMCGCUGUUCCCGGCCUUCCAGACUCACACUGGAGAGGUUUUUAAUGAACCGGAUGUUUUUGCCACAGCUCCUUUCCGAAGCUUAAGGAAGGUGCCUGAUGAAGUGGAUGUCUUUACCAAAGCUCCUUUUAUCUGCAAGGGCAACACAGCCCUACAACAUCCAGAAGAAGCAGAUGUGUUUCUGAGAGCCCCUUUCACGAAGAGGAAAAGCACAGAAGAGUUGACUUCCCAUAAGGAGCCGUUCACACCACCCGUCUUCUUAAGCCAAGGAGGCGAUGGCCGAGCUCAUCUGAUAUUCCCCAGCCUGGAUUCAGCRGCACAGGGGUCCAUGGCCUCAGUGAGACCUCCAUAUCCUUCUGCUGGGUUUGCUCAGCCAGGCAAUCUCCAUCCCUCCUCCGUAAGAGCCUUGGAGGCCCAAGAGAGUGUCCCUGCUAAAGCAGUGCUGCCAGAGCAGGGCGAUGUGGCCAGUGAGAGGGGCCACAGCCACGCGUUGGCCCCGGAAGCUGCGCUGGGCUCUGUGGCCAACAAGCCUUUCCGUCCGCAAUCCUUGUCCAAGUAUUCCCGACACUACAGUCCUGAAGAUGGGCCGGACCUCGAAGCCAAGCCCAUAGCUGCUUACAAAGUGGUGUCUCAGACCAACAGACAGGCCAUAGCAGGGUCUGUCUCUGUUGUCCCACUGUCUUCCAGGACUACGGAGCUGCCCGGCGCGGAUCCCUUCGCCUCAGCGCCCUUCCCUUCCAAAGCGGCGAAGCAGAAGCCUUAAUGUGCCAGGAGCUGGGGGCUGUGCUUCCUGCAGGACCACCUUGCACAGGACCUCGAACCUCUUAGCUGAAAUGAAUGACAUAGCAAUAUAUAUAUAWAAAAUAAUUAUUAUUUUUGGUCAGAACUCUAUUUGCAGUGAUAUAUAGUUGAACCAUUUAAGUUAUGUUAGUCCAAAUGCCUGGCACUCAGGAUCCUCGUGUCCUUUCCAGUUGCUUCUCACCUUCCUCCUCUCACUGUCUUCCUUCCACUCAUUUUUUUUAGAUGCUUUUCUCAGACCAAUAGUAUUCCAUAUUUUCUGGUCCUGGGUGGAGAAAUGCAUUACAAGAUGAAUUAAAAGGUUUAUUAAUUACAGAGCGAGUCAAGCGGGACUUGCUAAUGCUCUGGAAAGGACAUAAUUUCACAGGUUAAAGAGUUACUGUGACUUCUCCUAUCAGUGAUAUUGCUGCUGCUCAGCAGCAGUGCUGCCAUGGCUCCAGGGUGUUGGUGGGUGAUGUGYCCAUGGAGCACAUGGGGGCCAGUCUGGGCAGUGCUGCUGAGAGCAGAGCCGUGGGCAGCAGCACAGCUUUGCUCACCCAGGAGUGGAACACGUGGCAUGGCAGUGCUGCUGCCCCGGGGCUGGGGCCGUAGUCAGAGAAGGACUCACAGUGCCUUCAUGCUGUGAAUGCCAACCAAGCAAUCAGGCUGUUACUGUUGGUGGAAAAUCAAAUGAUUGCGCAAACAAUCAGGCAAAGCUUUCACUUUUACACGUGUGUUUCCUGUCUGGUCUAUGCUAAAGUGUAGGACCUGGAAAUCUGCUUGUGGUGAAGGAGAGACAUAUAUUUACAGUAUAAAAAAGAGGCCUUAUGGGAAGAUUUCUGAUGUAAAUAUCUCCAUAACAGUCCUGAUGUACCUCACGUGGUGGGUGACUCAGCAGUGGCCACAGCCCUGUUAGACUGGUUUAUACUGGCAGAAAGUUUGACWCAAAGUGAAUUCUGCCUAUUGUUUUUCUGUUGGUUAAGGGUGAACCUAAACAAAAUCCAUUUGCUCUCCUGAAGUGUUAUGUUUUCUAUCCUGUUCCCAAAGAGCAGGGCAGUGUUAUUGCCUGGUUGGGCAACGAUGUAGUGAAUUCCAGUCAAGAGGAAGAGGCAGCUGGGCAGACCCAGGUAGACUGUGCUCCCAGCUCUUCUCACKAAUAGAGCACAGUCAGAUGAGUGAAGUCAUCUUUAUUUUGAAGAAUGCCUGGUUGUUUAAAUUGUCCUGGAUCUUCUGGCCUGCAAAGGCUGCUUAUGAGUGUGGACUGGCUCUCAAAURCCUGGUUAUCAGGGCUUUGUGGGCUCCCAGUCCAAGCUGGAGCUUUGUGCUGAGGGUAAAGGACAAAUUCUACAUUGGGGAAUCUCCCACAGGUGGCUUUGCAGUCUUUGGGUGUUUGCAGGGGAAAGCAYGUGUUGGUCUCUGAAUAGGACUGGCUGUAUGUAGAGCAGGUUCCUCCAUCUACUUCCAGAUGUGUUUGCACUUGGAGAGUAAGUCCUGGCAAUAGUGUCCCUGCAAGAGAGGGAAGGAUCAGCUGUAGCUCCUCACUGGAGUCUCACCACCGAGAGCUGCUGCAGCUGAAAACAGACUUUGGUCUAGUUUUGUGAGCAGAAAUACCUGACCCCUCCUGCAGCACCCAGCUCUGUCUGAAGCCCCAACACUAAGCAUUAAAGGGAUUCAGGAGGCUUAUUAAAGAUCGGUGUGAAGGCUGCAAAAAAGCAGAACAUUGCACAGUUCAGGGCAGAYUCACUGCUGAGUUUUCAUCCCAGCAUAAGGGGAGGAUGGAUAGAUGGAKGGAUGGCUGGAAAAAUCUGAGUGCUGGGWGGGGACUGCAAUGCAUUUGCAAAUGGGAAUCACCAACUGCUCUGUGUUCCUUUUCCCUUCCCUCARUUCAGUUCCCCUGCAAAAUCUCUCCAGUUGCAAGAGAUGAGGCAAGUGUUCUGCUGGAUGUGGGGAUUGCCUGGAAGGGAGAGGGAAAAGCUUGGACUGAGGUCUUAGAGCCCUGGGGUGGGGAGGGAGAAUACUGGAAUGCAARGAGGCCAUGUUAGCUCCCCACAAGUUGCUGGUGAAUAGUGACUGGCCAAGCCCAGGUCAGGGGAGCUCGUGGAGAUGGGAACCUUUUGCCCUGCACUGCUGUGCUCGGAGUUAAUAAAUAUUGGUGCAUAGUGGUGGUUAUGGGGCUUUCUGUCCUCCAUCACCAUCUCUUGAAAACGAGUACUGUAAAGAAGUUUCUGGGUUUCCCUUGAGAUAUUUCUUCAGCAAAGCUGAGGCUGUUAUUAUGUUUUGUUAAUGUUUAAUUUUCUGUUUGAAUAUACACCCAAAAUAUGGUGGUUUUUAUUUUAAGUAUACGUACCCCCAAGUCAGUUGUUGCUGGAUGGGAUCAGUGAGAGACACAGACAAUGACUGUGACAGCAAACUGUGAAUUCAAGGAGAGUGAGCGUGAGGGCCCAGACUUGUUCCAACACCAGCCUGUGUCACAGCCACACUGAGCCAUGGGCUACAUUUGAGCUGUUGAAUUUACUCAGGAGCUGCUGGAAGGGAGGUCAGGCCUUGGUGGUGUGGGAUGAACCUGUGGAACAGGGAGAUGCUUUGCUGGAAUGAGCAGGUACCUUGUCUGAACCAUGUGGGUUCAAGGUGUUACCUCYGCUCACUAGAUUCAGGUGCUCCUUCCUUCUUUACAUUUUUACUUGAAAAAUUGCUUCUGAAUAAUUCUGUGAAGCUUCUGUCAGUGCCACAUCCAGGUCCCACAGAGCUGAUGCUGGAGGAGCAUCAGCCUGUCCCUUCGUGCUCGGAGAAAGGGAAGGUGCACCAAGGUGUGUGGGCUCCACUCCAGCCCUGCUCAGUUGGGUCAGGCUGCAUUUCCAGCUGGCAUUUUGGCAGCUUUUCUGUCCUUCAGGCACUUUACACAAAGAGCAGGCUAACUGUGCCCCAGAGCUCAUGAUCCUGACAGACACAUCCAGUGCUUAAAUGGUUUUAAAUCUCUUCUGGGGGUGGAGGCAGCUCAUCUGUAUGUCUGCAUGUGACUCAUAAAGUAAUGGGACUUUUGGUCAGAAAACUCAAUUUCAAUGCCUGUUACUCUGAUAUCCUUCUCAUUUCCAGCCUGUCUUCCUCCUAAUCCUGUACUAUCACUGCUGCAGCCUCAGUUUGAUGAGUUGUAAGUGAAAUUUCAUUUCCACAGCCUCUGAAGCUUACURUUUUAAUGUAUGGGGAAGAAUCAUGCAAUCAUGCUAAUUAUUUGCGACACAAUCAGCGAUCUUAAUGAAGUAAGACUUAUAUAGACUUAAUGCAGUGUUUUGAAAUCAGUUUUCUGAACAGAACCACUGGUUUCAUGUCUUCUGUAAAGCUGUAGUAAAUGGUGUUCACUGCUCUGGGCCUUUGUGCAUGGCCACAGCGUUAUCACAUCCUUGCGACAAUCCCAGAUUCCUGCUGGGAGAGGGACUGGUUCUUGCUUCUCACCCACUGAAUGCACUCAAGUCUCUAUUGAAAGUGAUUAAUCAGAAUUUCUGCAUGGGUGAAACAUGCAGUUGCCUCUUUGCUCACUGCCGUGAUGUUGGGCCAGCACUGGGGGAACCCUGCCCUCCCUCACUGCUGCAGGACUUUGGGGGCUGUYCCCUCUCCCUUCAGCCAGCUUGGCACCAGUCACAACCCGUCAAGUUUACACUUCAGCCUCCUGAAGCCAGCGCACACUCUGCAUGGAGCACACAGGUGACACUGAGCUCGUGACCCCAACCCCAUGUGAGCACUGGUGACACAGCCUGAUCGUGUCCUCAGUGCAAAGGCAGCAAAACCCGGCGACAUCUGCUGAAUUGCUGAACUCAAUCACUCCAAAGUGGUAACUGGUUACUUUAACUCAGCUUCCACCAAAGACUCUUGUGUUGGGGAGUUGAAUUUUGUGGGUUUUUGUUUCUUUCCUUGUGGUGUUAAAUCAAGGCCUUUGAGUACACUGACAGACCCCAAAGCAUUCUUCCGGUAGGUAUCAUGUUCCAGCAAAAUCCUGUUGCAGUUCUGAAACACAUUCCUGAAACCUCAUCAGCUGCAUUAGUGUUUCCAGAAAUAACCCAGGGCCUGUAGUUUCUGUUGUAGGUGGGUAAAUACCCUCACACACACAUCUAGAAUUACUCCCUUGUGAAGUUAGAGGGAUAAAGUAGAUGCAGUGUUCCUGAUCCCUGGCCUCCAAAGGGAUGGGGUGGGAGGGCAGGGGGCUCUCUCUGGUGUGGGAUGCAGCAGGUAGAGCAUCCUCCACACUGAGUAUGGUGGUGGGAGAAAUGCCUUUGUGUCCAGCUGGAGCCGGAGCUGGGAGCAUCUGUGGUCCCCACAAUGACACAGUGAYUGUCCCAUGGGCCGUGUUUCCUCUGUCCCCCUGGCACCUCUGGCCUGCCAGAUCCCUGGGCACAARUUUUGCACUCCGGGUGGGAUCAUCUGUUCCUGGUAAUCAUGAAGAAAUGUUCCACUUGUAAACCUAUGUACAUUUUAUUAAAACUGUAUCUGAUGACAACCACCAUYUCCGCUGUGCCUUCCUUCUCCCCUCUCCAUGGAAAAUAUUUUUGCUGGAUGCAGGGAAUCUGUGUUUUAAUGAGUUCUUCCUACUGAGGUACUGAACUGGGUCUGGCCCUGCUGUUUUAUCUGGCACCUGUAAAGUCAAACUGAUCUUGYUGCUUUAAGCAGAGGAUAUUUCAGUUUCCAUCCAGUUUAUAUUCCAGAGAGAAUCCUCCCUAUCCAGGGCAGUGCUGCUGCUACAGACAGCACAGAGCAACUGAGC